Symbiodinium sp. CCMP2592 is the source of this 3999-nucleotide messenger RNA. NCBI's taxonomy places the organism in Eukaryota, Dinophyceae, Suessiales, Symbiodiniaceae. The record is from the annotation of a GenBank genome assembly.
AUGCUGCAGCUUCUUGCCUUCUUGGAAUCUGAAUCCAGCUUUUUCUCCGCCAUCCAUUCAGCAGUGCAUUUCGAUGCACACGUGCGCCGUGUACUUGCAGGUCUUGCCGCAACGACUGUCAUCAGGUACAUCACUACCUUCAACUCCUUUGCUAAGGCUUGUGAGGACUUGGAUGUGUGUCUUCUUCAGAUUACUGCUGUGCAAGCGGCCGACAUCUUGGUGACUUUGCAGCUUCAAAGGCAGGAAGAUCCGACUGUCGGAUCAUCGGCAAUCACUUGCAUCAAAGCCGUGCGGUGGGUUUGCAAGAACACCCAGUGCAUUGUGUUUGAGGUCUUUUAUGGCGAGCUGAUUUCAUCCUUCUUGAAGACCAAACUGCCGAAGGACCGCAGGGAGAGCUUGCCCCUGCCGCUAUAUGCUCUUGUGCAGUGGGAACGGCGCAUCCUCCAGCGCUCCACCCCAUUGGUGGACGUCGUGCUGCUCGGUGCCUACCUCGUCACAUGUUGGUCGAGUCUUCGAUUUGCAGACAGCCAGCGCAUUGAAUGGAGCUCAUUUGCCUUUGACGUGGUUUCGCUUCGGGCCAUUGCAUACCAGACGAAAACCUCGCAUCAGGGCCAACCCUUCGGCUUCCAUCAGCUCCUUCAGGAUCACGGCAUCAGCCAGGAGCUCACGGAAUCUGAGCUUGCGGGGGUCUUCCCUGAGAUGUUCCCGGACACUGAAGUGUCCUUGAUGCAGCGUGCCAAGCUGCGAGCCGUGUGGUCGUCGCUGCAGCGACGGAGCAAUGCAGUUAAGCGGAACUGGUCCUGGAUCCCGUGGAAGAGUCGCAUGACACAAAAAAUGUAUGAGGAUUCCCUCAUGCAGAAGCCUGCCAAAAGGGCCAGGAUUGAGACCCUUCAGCUUUCGGACCUCUUACUUGACGAACCGCCGCAGAUCGACAUCAAUGACUCCACAAUGGGGAUUUCGAUGAUCCGUAGGCUGUUGGAGGUGCAUGACAAUGCCCUCGCUCUUGCAGGUACCGCGCAUCUCGUGCGCCUUAAGGCGUACACUUCUAAGUUCUUGAGCCUGGUUUCGCAGAAAUUCCCGCCUGAAACCAACCUUCGGCUUCCCUCCGUGCUGGAAGCUCAGCAGGCGGACAAGCAUCUUUGGUCGUGCAUCUUUCAGUUGGUGAUCGAGAAAGAGUGGCAAGUGAACGACGCUAUCUACGAGUUUACAGAGAUCCGCGGUGACAUGUCAUCAUGGCUGCAGCCUCGCGCCAAGGCGGCUUCCGCCAACAAUCGCAGGCCGUACACGCCAGGUGGCCGCGACAACCACCGCCCACCCACCCCGCCGCCAGGUCGUGGCAUUGGCAAAGGUAAGGGGAAGGCCAAGGGCUCCACCAAGCAAGGCACCCAGCCUAAGGGCGUUCAGUGGGUUCGUGAGUUCAAGGAGGGCAGCCAGGUGAAAAGAUUGUGCAUGGGGUGGCAGAUCGGGAAAUGCCAGCGUGGAAAUUCCUGUGAGUUCACGCAUGGCUGCGCUUUCCCCAAGCCCGAUGGCUCACCCUGCCUCAGCAAGGAUCAUGGACGUUCCUCCUUCCUCAUGCACUUCAAGCACUUCAAUUUCGUUGGUGCCGCCCAUCAGCGCUUGUUCGAUUGCAUUUUGUGCUCACUGCGGGAGGCCCCUUGGCCCCAACAGGUUCGCCGUGCCCACAUCAUCUCCGGAGUUACUUCCGCCCUGCCCGAACUUUGCAGGGACCUGAAUGCCCUCUGCAGGUACCUCUUUCCAACGGAGCACUGGAACACUUUGUGUGUUUCGCGCAACGGCCUCAGUGCGCUGCAUUCCGACUCAGCCAACAUUCCGGGCUCACGCAACUUGUCACUUUCACUGGGCGCCUUCUCAGGCGGCCAUCUGUGGAUUGAAGACCUCUCCUGCCUCUCACGAGGCCAGCCGACAUCAAUCGCAUCCGGCUCGGGCUGGCUGCAUGGCUGUGCCAUCGACACGCAUCGCAAAGCCAUCAGCUUCGAUGGCCGCACUAGCGGCGAUUCCCUCACCCUAGACCCCUGCCUUGAUCCCGCCCUUGACAUCCUUUGCCCAGAUCUCUUUGAACAGGUCCUUUUCUUAUGUGGGCCCUUCCUCAUGGCUGCUGUCUGCCAUGCACGAGCAAACAAUGGCGGCAAAGGUUUCCCGCUGCACCUGGGCAGCAGUGCUCUCAUUUUGGUGCCUUCUUUGCUGCAUGCAGGUUCGGCCACUCCGACCCAACCCCAGCUUUGGGCCGCUUCCUACCGCCCUCUGUCUAUCCUGGCAGCCGACUUGUGCGCAACCGCGCUCCCACAAAACGGUCAGGCAUACGCAUCUUCGUUUGCCAGUAUCGCUGCCGCUCUGCUACAUGGGGAAGGCCGCGAGCUCUCCUUGCAGUCAGCCGAGGCUGCCGUUCCACGCAAAAGCCUCUUUACUGGCCCGCACGCCCUCCACGAUGGGGCGGGAAAAUGCUCCAUGGCUGAUUGGAGCAGCCCGGCAUUUGCGGAUAAACUUCAUGGCUUACGGAAGGCAAUGCUGCAAUUCUGCAUCUCCCUUCGUGCCGAUAAGCGCUUGCUUGCCAGAAGCUCAUGCCCAUCGCCGGAGCCGCUCUUCAGCUCCACCGAAGUGAUGGGUGUACCGACGGGACACAUGAACGAUAUCCCUCCUUCAAAUUGCUUCUGGCCUUCGAAAGGCCAAUCCGGGGAGCUGAUUCCGCUUACGCUCAAUCUUGAGAACUGGAAGUCGGCUGAUGUGGCUCCGCGUGUCACAUCGCGCCUGCUCCAGGAGGAGUUGGACGCUGGCUACUGCUUUAAGUUUGAGGGUGCACUUGAGGAAGCGAAAAGUAGAUGGCCCGUGGGCCUUGCACUUGGCAAACUUGGUGUGGUCAGGGCGCCUGGGCGAGCCGAACGGCUCGUUUUGGACAACAGUGAUGUCUCGCAAUCUUUCCCUCUUCGCGAGACUUCAGACCGCCAGAUGGCCAUUUGCAUAGAUGUCAAGCAAGCGCACAAGCGCUGCCGCAUCCGCGACUCCGAACAGGGCUUACUCGGAUUCACUUGGCGCGACGAGCUCUAUUUCUUCCGCUGCUGCCCUUUCGGGGCAGUUUUCUCACAGCACUGGUGGGGCCGUGUGGGGGGGUGCACACUGCGCCUGCUGCACAUCCUGCUGUUCCUCGCCCAUGUGGGCCUCCUCUUCGUGGAUGACUUCAUUUUCAGCCAAGCGGCCAGCCUCAUGCCGCUUUCGGGUGCUGUCAUCUGCCUUUUCCUUCAGGUAUUGGGCAUUCCAGUCAGUUGGAAAAAAUUGCAAAUUUCUUGUCGGGUCGAUUGGAUAGGCUGGCGGUUAUGCUUCUCUUCGGGUACGGUUAGUCUCAGGGAUGAAAAACGCCUGCGCCUCCUUGAUCAGGUGCGUUCCCUUCUUCGUCGUGGUGGCCGCAUUUCCACCAAGGAACUUGAGUCUUUUCUGGGCCUAGCCAUGUGGGCUUGCGCACUCUUCCCCACUAUGCGUGCCAUGCUGCACCCUUUCUACAAGGACUUGUGGUCUCCGGCUGCCACUAACUUCAGCAUUGCUCCGGAGUCGUGGCACGGCAUUCGCAAUUUUCGGGAUGCUUCACUCAGGUUUAAAGUCUCCCCGCCUCACACCGCCACCCCCGCAGGCGCCAAGCUUCUCUCGGCGCGUCAUGUGCCUUUCGCAACCCUUGCAGACCUGUCCAAGGUCGCCGUGACGCAUAAAAGAUUGUGGCUCCGCGUUGAAUGCCUCAGCAGUUCGAGGCGGAAACUCUCGAAUGCCUCCAUUCGUUCGUUGCAUGCCUUCGAGCGUUGGUUGCAACACGUUGCACCACUUGCCAGUAUGCGCCCAUUACAGGUCGCAGACGUUGAAGCCUUCGCCGAUGCAUCGGUUUGGUUCACGGAAACCUUCUCGGUUACAGACUUUGAGGCGGCAGGCAUUCCCUUCGGCAAUGACUUGGCUAAGGAGAUCGCCAGUUGUGAAGCCCUGGCUCAAUUCUCUCUCUAA